UCAAUUCGUAACCAAACCUAUACAUACGUCCCAAACUUACUUACCACGGGCUCACCCGUUAUUAUCACCAUGCUAUCACUCUACCUCCAAAGCGAGUCGCAAAGGUGGGCAGCUGAGCACCAUCAGAGCUACCCCGCAUCCACAUCCCCUGACGACUCUACCACUAUUACUGGCAGCUCCUACUACGAAGACAGCGACACCGAGUCUAUUUUCUCACGCAGCCCCAGAUCUCGCCGAUCCUCCAUCUCCAGCAUAGCUUCCGAAGACGCAGUAGCACCGGUUGCUUUUGAGCCCCCGCGAGACUUCAAUGGGGCACCUAUCACGAUGUAUGCUUCACUGGACCAAGCAGUGACACAGAGCACAGAAAGAGCCGAGGCACAGACUCCCCGGCGGCUUGUGACGCCGGGCAAGCUAUACGAGAACGAGGAAGACGACGACGAGAUCAUCGAGAUGGAUGAGGAGGACCAGAAACACGAAAACAAUAUGGCAGCAGAACACAACCAUCACUACCAGCAGCACCACGGCUCUAGUGGUGGCGGCAUUGCCCACGCCACCAACGCCACCACGGCUGCGGUAGGCUGAGAGUGAGAGAUGCCGGGAAAGCCCAAGCUAGAGGCAAUGCCAAGCUCGGGCGCGGCUUCACGGCGCAAAUCGAAUUGCAGCAGCGUGCUUCUUGGCACAGGUCUUGGGAGUUCUUGGGGUUUUAUUGGGAAUUGGGGGGAGGGUCUUCGAACCCUUUUUAUGCUUUUGACCGCCAAGGCGGAAACGGGGCGUCUAGCGAUUCGCUGCUUUUGCUUAUGGCUAGGUUAGCAGUUAGUGAAGUGAGAAACGACCGGACGACGGGAAACGGGAACGGGAACGGGAAAGGGAAAGGGAAAACACAAAGUCGUGUGGCGUUAGGCAUUAAACGGCUGAAGUGUAAUUUGAUUUAUUUCUUACGGGAUGGGGGUAAGCGGCUGGCUGGACAACGAACGAAUGAACGAUACGAUUACAUAUGAAAUGGGGAUACUACGCCGCCGCCACUGCUGUAUUCCAUUUAUUAUUUUCAAGGGGGAAACAAGGAAACACGGAUGGAUGGAGGGAGGGAGGAAAUACCAAGAUACCAAGAAGAUACCCAAGAACCAGAAGAAAAAAAAAACGACUAUUCUCGUCUCUGAUUCAUACUUUAGUACAUAGAUUAGCAUACUAUAUGUAGGUACCGUUACAUCUAUGUACUACUACUACUACUACUACUA
Hypoxylon fragiforme is the source of this 1235-nucleotide messenger RNA. RefSeq lists its product as uncharacterized. The record is from RefSeq and is a predicted model, not a curated record. The coding region runs from base 70 to 582 and encodes 170 amino acids. Lineage: Eukaryota; Fungi; Ascomycota; Sordariomycetes; Xylariales; Hypoxylaceae. The transcript has a single exon.